Messenger RNA from Papaver somniferum (opium poppy), 1316 nucleotides. RefSeq lists its product as uncharacterized. The coding region runs from base 122 to 1039 and encodes 305 amino acids. NCBI's taxonomy places the organism in Eukaryota, Viridiplantae, Streptophyta, Magnoliopsida, Ranunculales, Papaveraceae. The transcript is spliced from 9 exons. The record is from RefSeq and is a predicted model, not a curated record. Gene Ontology annotation, molecular function: double-stranded RNA binding.
UGUUGGUGGGACCCACCAAGAAAGUUGAAUUUGCUUCUGAUGGAUGAUAGGUUAGAACUCAGGGAAAGACAAGUCGCAGAGUCUCACUCUCUACAUUUUAGUCUGUAAAAGAUUCUCAAAAAUGGGGUUAGAGGUGGUCAAAAUUGGUGGAGUAAGCCCUAAUUCCUUAUCUUUCAGUAGCUCAGUCACAAAAUCCCCCCUUGUUCCCUUCAAUUUGAAGGCAGUAGUAUUGCCACUGACGCCACAAAGAAAACUUAGUGGAUUAUGUACAGCAACAACUAAACGAAACCCUAAGCGCCUCAAAUACUCAGCGCCUCGCUUUUCAAGGGGAGAACUGUUAUAUGUGGAAGUUGAUCAAUCUGGAGAUGAUACUUGGAAAUUGGAACCCGUUGUUAAACUUUUGAAAGAAGGAGCUGUUGGAGUCAUUCCUACUGAUACUGUGUAUGCAAUUGUUUGUGAUUUGAGAAGUCAGUCAUCCAUUGAGCGUCUCCGGAGAAUCAAAGAAAUAGAGACAUCAAAGCCCCUUAGUAUCUUAUGCCAUUCUCUUCGGGACAUAGAUACUUACACAUUGGGAUUUCCGCGUGGUAAUGGUCAAGGUUCAACAAACGUCUUUCGAGUGGUUAAGCACUGCUUGCCGGGGCCUUACACUUUCAUCUUACCUGCAAGCAAAGAACUACCUAAACAGUGUAUAAGAAAUGGAAUAACCCCUAAAUACGCAGCACGGAAGACUGUUGGAAUUCGCAUGCCUGAUGAUGCUGUGUGUCAAGCAAUCCUUGAAGAGAUGGGUGCACCUUUAAUUUCCACAAGUGUCAAGUGGGCAAAGGGAGAGGAGUGGAUCUUAGACCCAGUUGCAAUAGCCGAUGUUUAUGGACCAAUGGGUAUUGAUUUUGUUGCUGCUGCCGGCGUUAGAGUAGCCGACCCUUCAACUGUUGUGGAUAUGACUGGAGAUUCUCCGAUAAUUCUUCGUCAGGGAAAGGGACCCAAGCAAGACUGGAUGAUAGUAAAGGAGGAUGAAGAUUCCACAACGUCCGUCUCAUAGGUUGUUCUGCAUCUUAAAUGCAUUAACAUUGUACAACGUUUGCAGAGGAAAGAGACUGGUGUGCCAAACAAACUUAGGUCUAUUUUGCUUUGGAGUUGUUACAUUUACAGAAGAAAUUUCCACAAUCAUGUACAAAUGCUUGUAAAUAAAUACAGGGAAGAUACAUUUUGAGAACAGGAUUGAGGGGCCUUAUAUACAACUUUUAUUUUGGUUUUCUUGUGCAAGAGAUUUGUCUUCAACUAAACUUGAUGAUGAAACUAAUUUUACCAGCAUUUUU